Molecule: messenger RNA, 2581 nt
Organism: Cebus imitator (Panamanian white-faced capuchin)
Lineage: Eukaryota; Metazoa; Chordata; Mammalia; Primates; Cebidae
Gene: RNF139
Product: ring finger protein 139
Exons: 2
Coding region: 214-2208 (664 amino acids)
Biological process (GO): ERAD pathway
Cellular component (GO): endoplasmic reticulum; endomembrane system
Molecular function (GO): zinc ion binding; ubiquitin protein ligase activity
Source: RefSeq, a predicted model, not a curated record
CAGAGACCUCCUGGGGAGCCGCCGCCGCCUUCUCAGCCACCGCCGCCUCCGCCGCCUGCUCCAGCUCGAGGGACGCGAGCGGGCGGCGGGGCGGGCCGUGAGAGAGACACGAGAGGAAGGAGGGCGGGGGCGGAGUUGCCCGCCUUAGCUCCCGCCCCCGGCCGCGGCCCGCGGCUCUACCCGGCCCGCCCAGCCCCGGUGUGGCAGCGGCUCAUGGCGGCGGUGGGGCCCCCGCAGCAGCAGGUGCGAAUGGCCCAUCAGCAGGUCUGGGCGGCGCUCGAAGUGGCGCUCCGGGUGCCCUGCCUUUACAUCAUCGACGCCAUCUUCAACUCCUACCCCGAUUCCAGCCAAAGCCGGUUCUGCAUCGUGCUCCAGAUCUUUCUCCGGCUCCUUGGUAUAUUUGUAUCCAGUAUUGUUCUGAUCUUGUCCCAGCGAUCACUUUUCAAGUUUUACAUGUACAGCUCAGCCUUUCUGUUAGCUGCAACUUCAGUGUUGGUGAAUUACUAUGCCUCUUUGCACAUUGACUUCUAUGGUGGCUACAACACAUCAGCUUUUGGAAUUGAGCUGCUUCCUCGAAAAGGUCCCUCACUAUGGAUGGCAGUUAUCGUUCUACAGCUAACAUUUGGAAUUGGAUACAUUACACUACUCCAGAUUCAUUCCAUCUAUUCACAAUUAAUCAUUUUGGAUCUCUUGGUUCCUGUAAUAGGUUUAAUCACAGAGCUACCAUUACAUGUCAGAGAGACUUUAGUGUUUACCUCUUCCUUGAUUCUCACAUUAAAUACAGUGCUUGUCCUGGCAGUGAAACUGAAGUGGUUUUAUUAUUCCACACGAUAUGUUUAUCUUUUAGUGAGGCACAUGUAUCGAAUUUAUGGAUUACAGUUAUUGAUGGAAGACACAUGGAAGAGGAUUCGUUUCCCAGACAUACUGCGAGUCUUUUGGCUAACAAGAGUUACAGCUCAGGCUACAGUGUUAAUGUACAUCUUAAGGAUGGCAAAUGAAACUGAUUCCUUCUUUAUUUCUUGGGAUGAUUUUUGGGACCUCAUUUGCAAUCUUAUAAUUAGUGGAUGUGAUUCUACACUAACUGUGCUGGGCAUGAGUGCUGUAAUUUCCUCAGUAGCCCAUUAUUUGGGGCUUGGAAUAUUGGCCUUUAUUGGAUCAACUGAGGAAGAUGACAGGCGGCUUGGCUUUGUUGCACCAGUUUUAUUUUUUAUUUUGGCUCUUCAGACUGGGUUAAGUGGGCUAAGACCAGAAGAGAGACUUAUUCGCUUAAGUAGAAACAUGUGCCUUCUAUUAACUGCAGUCCUGCAUUUCAUCCACGGAAUGACAGACCCUGUAUUAAUGUCUCUCAGUGCCUCUCAUGUGUCAUCUUUUCGUAGACAUUUUCCUGUGCUGUUUGUCUCUGCUUGCCUGUUUAUUCUUCCUGUCUUACUCAGUUAUGUUCUUUGGCAUCACUAUGCACUAAAUACAUGGUUGUUUGCAGUUACAGCAUUUUGUGUGGAACUGUGCUUAAAAGUAAUUGUUUCUCUCACUGUUUAUACCUUAUUCAUGAUUGACGGCUACUAUAAUGUCCUCUGGGAAAAGCUUGACGAUUAUGUCUACUACGUUCGUUCAACAGGAAGUAUUAUUGAAUUUAUAUUUGGAGUUGUAAUGUUUGGAAAUGGAGCUUACACUAUGAUGUUUGAGUCAGGAAGUAAAAUUCGGGCUUUUAUGAUGUGCCUACAUGCAUAUUUUAACAUCUACUUACAAGCCAAAAAUGGCUGGAAGACAUUCAUGAAUCGUAGGACUGCUGUGAAGAAAAUUAAUUCACUUCCUGAAAUAAAAGGUAGCCGCUUACAAGAAAUAGAUGAUGUAUGUGCAAUCUGCUAUCAUGAGUUUACAACAUCUGCUCGUAUUACACCAUGUAAUCAUUAUUUCCAUGCACUUUGCCUUCGGAAAUGGCUGUACAUUCAAGAUACUUGUCCAAUGUGCCAUCAAAAAGUAUACAACGAAGAUGAUAUCAAAGAUAACGCAAAUGUAUCUAACAACAAUGGAUUUAUUGCACCCAAUGAAAAUCCAGAGGAACCUAUAAGAGAAGCUGCUGCUGAAUCUGACAGGGAAUUGAACGAAGAUGACAGUACAGAUUGUGAUGAUGAUGUUCAAAGAGAAAGAAACGGAGUCAUUCAGCACACAGGCACAGCAGCUGAAGAACUUAAUGAUGAUACUGACUGAUUAAAAUAGCAUUUAUUAAUCAUUGAGGCAUUUGUUUAAAAUUCAGUUCAUCCAAAAUGGAGUAAUAUCCUUCACCUUCAGUGUGUAACCAAGCACAAAAACAGUAUCAAUGUUGAAUCUGUGAAUGGUUUUCCGUUUACUGUGAUGUGCUACUGUAAAUAUACCUCUUUAAUUACUUCUGGUCUCUUUGGUGACCUGUUUAAAUUUGUGUACAUUAUUGUACAUAGAAUAAAAUGUUUUCACAUUUUUAUGACAAAAUUUGAACAAAUAGCUUUUUAAUAGAUGUAAUGCAUGUGGUGCGUCAACUGUGCCAAAGAUUCUUAAUGAGAUUAUAUAGUGUAUCUAACUUUGGACCUCAGUUUUUCUUUAGAAU